UUAAUUUACUGGAUAAUGGCAGUGUUCACAAAAGCUUAAUGGUUACAUACACUCACAGAAAGGAAAUAGUGCUCAAGAAAUUAGACGCUGCCUGAUCUGCUGAGUACUUCCAAGAUUUCCUGAUUUUAUUUCAAAUUAAAAUCCGCAGUUUUUUUGCUUUUGGAUCGAAAGUAAGCAGCUUGGAAUGGCUACAAACUUUGGUUUCAUACCCAAGGAUUCUCACCAAUCAGAGGGAAAUCUCCAGGAAUAUGGGAAUUAUCAUAUUCAUUAAUGGGGUGUGGAUAUUUCUCAUAAGACCAGCUUUAUUGCUCAUCCCUGACUGUGAAAUGCCUUCUCAAAUUGCUUUUGCUGUACGUUGAAGGUACUCAUUUUUAGGUGGAGAGUUCCAGAAUUUUGACCCAGUAGCAAGUAAGGAAUGGUGAUAAGUUUUCAAAGCAGUUGACCCUGUGACUUGUGGGGAAAUUUGCUAAUGUCAGGGAUUGCUUUCUUGACUUUCAGACAACUGAGGUUACUGGUUUAGGAGGUGCCGUGAAGGAGGUCUGCUGUUGUGCAUCUUUAAGAUGAUACACAUGGUUGCCAAGCUGUACUAGUGGAGGUGGGAGAAAAUAUUUAGUGUGGUGUAUUGGGCGUCCUUCAGCUGGGUUGCUUGGUCUUAUGUGGUGUUGAAGCUGCACUCAUCCAAGGACAUAGUGAGUAUUCCAUCACACUCUUGUCCUUUACCUUAAGGAUUUAUGUGGCUGAUCCAAAUAGGGCUUUGGAUAAUGGCGAUUCUUGGGACGCUGCUGGUAAAGGAUUUGGAGGUAGUAAUGGCAUUGCUCUUCUGUGAUCCAGGGAUUCAUAUAUAGUCUGUGAGUGGACUGUCAACUGUUGGUUAAGGAAAGAAUGGCAAAUAUCUCACUGAAUGCGAGUACACAUUUAUGGGGCCAUAUUGAAUAUUUUGUUUAUAAUGCCUCUCCCUAUUCUUCUAAUCAAAUAGAUCACUUUAGUCUUCUCUAUGUUAAAUUAUUUCUGCACGUCUGUCCAUUUCACCAGUCUGAAUCCUUCUCAAUACAUUUCUGAAUGAUAAAUCAUUGCAAACUUGAAAAUUGUGUCCUGUAACACAAAACUUCCAUCCUGAAUGGCUUGACUGAUUUUCAGGUUAUGUUCUCCUGUUCUACACUCCACCUUAAGCAUAAGAGGUGUCUCUCCCUCUAUAUCACAUCAAUCCUUUCAAAUCCUAAAAUCCUCAUAAAUUAGGGCACACAAGCCCUGUUUAUGCACUCUGUCCCAUGAUCUACUCCAAAAAAUCCUGGCAACCCCUGGUGAUUCUACAUAGUAUUCUUAUAAAACCAUUAGAAUCUUCCUUGAUUCCAGAUUAGUGGACAAGACUCCAGAUGCAGUCUUAAUGUGGCUAUAUAUAGCUGUAGUAAUAUUUGCCCUCCUUUACAUACUAGUCCAUUGAUUAUAAUUGUUAUUUUUCCAUUAGCCAUUUUUAAUUAUUAGGUGUACCCAACCAUAUGAAACAAAAAACGUUUGUAAUAUUCAAUUAAAAUAGAAACUGUUCAGCAGUCAAGCAGAAUCUGUGGAGAGAGAAACAAAGCAAAAUUAGAAAAUGCUGGAAACAUUCAGCAGGUCAGGUCAGGCAGCAUCAAGGGAAUGAGAAACAGACUCAAUGCUUUGGGUCAAGGACCAUUCAUCAGAACUGGAAAUAUGAAUUCAUCUUUUUCUGUAACUGUUACAAAGUAUGGUGAAAGAAAGUUAUUGUUAGGGUCUGCACUGCUAUAAAUUCUAAACAAUUUGGACGGUCAUCACGUUUUAUUGCAACCUCUGCCACGACGAGCAUGAACGUGAAAACUGAAAUUAAAAAAAUACAGCAUUUGAUUAUUAUUGCUUUGUGAAUCACUGGCAUUUUUAAGUUUCCAGAAGACCUGAUGAUGGAGAGUUUAAGUGUAUUUCCAAUGGUUAUGCAUACAACCUUGAAGCAAAAAAAAGUGGACGGAAGACUUUCAAAAUAAGAGUGCAAAAUGCAAUCUUAAACACGCUGUUUUCCUCGCGUUUCCAGUUCGGAUGAAGGAUUGACAGCUCUUUUGCCCUCUCUCUCCACUGCUGCCGAGUGCUUCCAAGGCGGAUUUCACAACCUUUUUUUCACUGGCGCAAAAGCAGCGCUGUCAGGAGUGGGAUUCGAACCCACGCCUCCAGGGGAGACUGCGACCUGAACGCAGCGCCUUAGACCGCUCGGCCAUCCUGACGGUGCCUCCGCAGUGCAGCGCCACUGCUUUUCUCGGUGAAGCGCAACGGCGGGGGUUCAACUGGAAGUUUACUGAUAACUGUAAUAUCCGCGCUCAGGAGGCCAGGAGUAAAUGUGCGGGCGGGGGGGUUAAAGAUAAUUUUUUUUCGUGGGGAGGGGGUCUGAGGCCGGCAGUUUAACUUUAUUCCCGGCUCCAGCUGACCUCCGACCCCCGUCGCUAGGUGAUGGGGGGCCGCAUGAUGGCGGCUCGGUGGCUGAGCCGGGAGGAGGUGGACGACGUGGUGGCUCUGGCCCUGCGCUCCGGCCUCACCGAGCGGGACGUGGCGCAGCUGCCGUCGGUGCAGAGGCUGCUCGGGAGCCGGGGUUGCGGCCGCGCCCCGCGGCUGGCGACGGCGUUGCUGCUGCUGCUGCUGCUACUGCUGCUGCUGCUGGGCCUGGGCGGCCCGUUCCGCCGCUCGGCGCUGCGCCUCUGGUUCCGGCUGCACGGCUCCUCGCUGGAGAACGAGAUCUGCGUCCUGGGAUUCUCCGACUUCCACAACCCCUUCCGCCAACCCUUGGACUGCCGCGUCUGCCGCAACAUCACCGCCGUCGACAGGAAGAGCAACCUGAGCCAUGAGGAGUUCCUGCGGGCCUACGCCUACUCCAUGCAGCCGGUGGUGGUGGAGGACGGUCAGAGGAACUGGUCGGCCAGGGAGGUCUUCAGCUUCGAGUUCUUCUCCCAGAUCUACAGCAGCGGCAGCAGCGCCCUGGACAACAGCGGCAGCGAAUGUCAGUUCUUCCCCUACGACACGGAGUUUCACAAUUUAAGGGAUGUUUUCGGAAUGGAGGCCGGCCGUGCUGGCAUGCACGGCAAUGCCAAGCCUUGGUACAUUGGAUGGAGUAACUGUGAUUCGAGUGCAGCUAGUAUUUUGAGGCAGCACUACAAGCGGCCGUAUUUUAUCCCAGCCAUUUCCGAAUCUAGUAAAAUGGACUGGAUAUUCAUGGGAGUGCCAGGGCAUGGAGCCCAUAUGCAUAUUGAUGAUGUAGAUAAUCCAUCCUGGCAGGCCCAGAUCAGAGGCAUCAAACACUGGAAGCUGGAACCCCCUGCAGAAUGCUACUAUGAAUGCUCUUCACUGGAAGCCAUCGUGUACCCUGGGCAAAUAAUUGUGCUGGACACAAAUAAAUGGUUUCACGAAACCCACAUUUUGGGAGAAGAACUCAGUAUUACUAUUGGUUCGGAAUAUGACUGAGCUGUGCAAGGUCUUAACCUCGGGAAAAGAAACACUCAGUGCCAUAUUACUGGCAUUAAAGGAAGAUUGGAGAAAGGCUGCAGGAUUGGUAAUUGUGUGCAAUACCAUCUGUGUGCAUUGGAUAACAAUCCACACCACCUCAAAUGGUGAUUAACAGAAGUGACUAAUAGAUUGUAAUGUGCUCUCAGCUGGAAGUCUUUUGAAGAAUGCUAAUUAUUGUUUGGGAGUUCCAAACAUUUAAACAUCACUUCUACAUAAAGAUGGACUGGAAUGUGUCAAUAUUUUCUUGGAAUCCUCAUGUGGAUACUGUUCAAGCCUGUGAUUGUAGAGUGCCCCAACCAAAUUCAAUCUGAGUUAUAGAAAUGUUGCCUUAUUUCCCCUCCCUCUGAAUCCAGCUAGAUAGUCUGAACAGUUCAACAUAUUUUGGAUUGUAAUUGUUUCACUUAUUUGGCUGCUAGAUUAUUGCAGUCAACGACUUCAGCAGCUUUCUCCUGAAGACAUUGGUGUUUACCCUCCAUGGACAUGGUUCUCUUAAUCCUCUGGUACUGCCAUGCUCUCGUAACCCACUUAUAAACUGAUGUAUUCUCUUCCUGCUUUGGCUUCCAGUGAAAUGAGUUUGUAGUCACUUGAUCAUUUUUUCAUUUUUAAGAAAAAUAAUUUUCAAAGUAGCGUGAUUGGAUAAAAACAUUUUUUUACUCUAUUUCCUUUCUUGUAACUGCCAUAUUGAAAUUGAAAAGUAGCAGAUGUGAUUACUGCAGGUGUUUCCAUGAUGUACUUUGCAAUUUGGCGUUAACCUAUCAAAGUAUUUAUAACUCAAUGCCAAAAAUAUUUACGAAUGUGAAGAGUAUUAGACAGAUUUUACUCAUUAGUUACAAUGGAAGUAAUGCAAUAAUGAAAAACUAAUUCAUAACAUCAUAGGAAGUAUAUAUAGUUCGUACAGCUUCCGAUUUGAGUUUUAUGAUUCACUGGAUCAACUGGAUGCUGAGAUAGAGUUACACAGUCUUAAGGUCCUAGGUUUGUAUGUUGGCUGAAGUAGAAUCAGUGAGUUAUGGCAUUAAUCUAUGUGUUACAAGGUGUGAUGUGUAACUUAAUUGUCUGGUUUUGAUGGCAUCCUCAAAACACAUAGUCAUUUCACGUUUGCUUGGGAUCUUCUCUGAACUUUAUUGGAUUCUAUAAUUCCCAUCUAUAUAUGAACUUAUUCCAUAUGGCGCUCUAAAACAAAGGAGUUUCUAGUCACCUUUGUAUUCACUGACACUUUGUAAGUAGUACCAAAUAAGUACAGAAGUGCAGAAAAAAGGAUGCUGAAUCACUGGGGAAAAAAAAAUGGAAAAUGCUGGAAACGGUCAACUUGUCAAGCAGCAUCUGUGGAGAGAAAAACAAUUAAUAUUUUGCGUUAAUAAUCCUUCAUCAGAACUUGCAGAGUUUACUGUAUUACAUGUAGCAACUGUUAAAUUCCUUGGGAUUGCUUCUACAGAAAUGACACCUACUGCAGUGUUUGUAAUGGGUAAUAAUUUUGUAUGUGGCUUAAAGGUUUAUUGUUGUCAGAAAGUCAAGUAGUUAUCCUGACUUGCAAUAUUCAUAGUUCUAAUGGACAUGUUAACUUCAUAAGUUACUCAUAACCCAUGUAAGAUAUGUGGAAAUAAAGCA
Pristis pectinata (smalltooth sawfish) is the source of this 5103-nucleotide messenger RNA. RefSeq lists its product as uncharacterized. The transcript has 5 exons. The coding region runs from base 2452 to 3456 and encodes 334 amino acids. The record is from RefSeq and is a predicted model, not a curated record. Lineage: Eukaryota; Metazoa; Chordata; Chondrichthyes; Rhinopristiformes; Pristidae.